Molecule: messenger RNA, 9124 nt
Organism: Mya arenaria
Lineage: Eukaryota; Metazoa; Mollusca; Bivalvia; Myida; Myidae
Product: guanine nucleotide exchange factor DBS-like
Exons: 25
Coding region: 245-4198 (1317 amino acids)
Cellular component (GO): cytoplasm
Molecular function (GO): protein binding; guanyl-nucleotide exchange factor activity
Source: RefSeq, a predicted model, not a curated record
GACUUAUAAAACAAAUAAGGGAAAAUUGUAAUACAGUACUUUAUGACUUUGAGUGGAGUUUUGAUGAAUACAUUGUCAAAAUGACAUUGGAAGCUUCAAGCAAGAAAAUCAUUAUCAUGAUGAAAAGAGUUAAGCGAGAAUAUUAAACAGACACAUGAGUGACAAAUUUAGGCAAUGCAUAGAAUCUGUUUAUAUGAUGUGCAUGAAAUUCAUAGAAAAGUAACAAUGUAACACCUGCUAUGAGAUGCAUUGUGCGCCUACGAUUUGCUCGAGCGGGUCGCGACCCCACCGAGUUCGAGGUCAACGCUAUUCAGGCAUAGAGGCUUGUAAGAUCGAGAAAGAAAUUGAAAACUUUGUGGAGAACUUUAAGAAAAAGGGCUCAGUAUUGGACCAACCCUCGUCAAUUGACCGUCCACCAAGUCUCGAGUCCAGUUGCUCAUCUUUGUCCAAAUCGUCACGACCUUCAAGCUCGCUUUAUUCUUCUGAUUUUACUGACGAGAGUCCGGAAAAAACAGGUUACCUUAUGCCGGAGAUCGUUCGAAGGUAUCGUUAUUGCAGUACAACGACAACAAGUGACUCUGAGGGAGGGGAAGAGGACUUUCGACGUCUUCUCCUGGCAUAUAAGGACAGUAAAGGUGCUGCUGGUCAUAGCAGAGCGGGGUCGUUGGUCAGUAGUCAGCAUGGGGACACCACAAGUACAAAUACAGAAGGUCCUGAUGGAUUUGUAGGGGAUGGUAUGGGUAUGGAAACAUGUCCUUACAGUGUACUAGAUGUUGCCCAGCUCCUGCAGACCAAGUUUGCCUUUAUCUCAGGUGCAAAGGCCCAAAAUGGAGCCCCGAUAAUGACAUUUCCUGACCGACCCCACCUCCCAGAACCCAGUGAUGAAGAGUAUCGGAAAGUUGUCUCCUACCUCUGCAGUAUUCCUGCGUUACCCGAGAGUCAGCUGGGGUUCGUGUUGCUGGUGGACAGACGACAGAGUGGGUGGGGCUCAGUAAAAACAAUCCUCAUGAAAUUCUCUGGUUAUUUUCCGUGCCACAUCCAGGUGGUAUUUCUCCUACAACCACAUGGCUUCUUCCAGCGGGCAUUUUCAGACUACCGGUCCAAGUUUAAAGAAGAACUGGAAUACAAGGUGGUUUCAAUAGACACCCCGGAGGAGAUGUUUGCUCACAUAAGUGCUGACAUGGUGACGACUGACAUGGGUGGAAACCUGGAAUUUGACGCAGAGGAAUGGACACAAAACAGAUCUGCUUUAGAAAAGUUCAGCAGUAACACAGAGAAGAUAGCUCUGACGUUGACCACCCUAAUACUUAAAUAUGAACACGCUCUCACACCAAACGAUGUCGAGGGCACGGAAAAACAGAUUCAUGAGCAUUCUGCACAGCGACGCGAGCUUUUAGAGGAUCUUGAGUCGUCAACAUUUCAUGGCCAGACUUUGCUGACGUGUAUAAAGGGAGAUAAUGAGAGAACUCCUCUUGUUCAUGUAUCACAUGUGCUUGAUAUAGAAAGACUUCUGGUACAGCUGGAUGAAACAAAGAACAAGUUUGAGGAAUACUGGCAGAAACAUCACCUCAAACAAAAGCAGUCCCUCCAGAUGAGAAAGUUCGAGGAUCAGUUCAAACAGCUCCAAGUUGUAUGUGACAGUCGCACAUCCUGGCUUGAGGAGAGCAUGAAGGAGAUCGGUGACAGUGUAAAACGUGUGGACGAAUUAACUGCGGAGUUUGAUGUCUUCGAGAAACAGGCAAAGCAAGAACUAGAAACCGGGGAAAAGAUGAGGUCAGACGGGGAGCAGUAUAUUCUCGAUGACCACUACGCCGUGGACAGUAUACGACCAAAAUGUAUCGAGCUCCAGCGUAUGUGCGACCAGUACAGACAGUUGUUGCGUCGACGACGGGAAAUACUGACAAAGUCACAUGAUCUGCAAGAGCGAAUUGAAAAGGCCAACAAAUGGUGUACGUCAGGGGUUGACAUGUUGACUACAGUCCAGUUGGAAGGUUGCCAUAGCAAUGAGGCCGUAACUAAGGCGGUGGAGGACAUUGACAAAUUUGUGGCUUCUGUGAAAGAACUCAAACUUAACAACCCUAAAGAGUUCCGUCAGCUGUUUGAUAGCGUCAUUACGUCAGACACCAGGGCGAGUGUUCAGAAAGUUCUUAAAAAAAUGGAGGACGUACAAACAAUGUGUGCCACCAAGCGGGCAGAGUUGGUCGCCCAAUCUCGGUCCAAGCCUGUUCAACAUCCAGCUCAGGCAGAUUUUGUUACGGCUGCCUCUCGUGGGCAGACGACAGUGCCAGAUUAUGACCUGCGGAGAAAAGGCGGGGCUCAUUCUGGGCCAGGUAAUCACGGGAACCAGCCGCGGGACAGACACAGGCGGGAUGCUGGGAAGGGUGGCCAGCAGAAUCAAGCUCCUGCCAUGCCAUCUGUGGAGAAAUCAGCAAGGAUUAAACCAGACAUUGGGCCACCCCAACACCAUGCCAAAGGUAAAGGUCAUUCAGGGUCAAGGUCACACCACGGGUCAUCCAGUACAUGUAGUAGUCUCUCAACAGUGGACAGUGUGGAUGCGGGACAUAACUCUGCAGUGAUGUCAGAAGGGGCACGCAACUCUGUCGCGUCAAUGUCUACUACCUCGGGUUCCAGUGCAUUGUCAGAUCAUAUGAUCGAAUCAUUACAGGAAAAAAGACAACAUGUGAUGAAUGAGCUGAUAGAGACAGAGAUGAUGUAUGUUCAACAACUGCAUGAUAUACUGAGGGGUUACUAUUGUGAGAUGGACAACCGCGCCAUGAUACACCUCAUUCCCCCAGGCCUCGCCAGCAAGAAGGACAUCUUGUUUGGCAAUUUGGAUCAGAUAUACAACUUUCACCAUGAUGUAUUUCUGAAAGAUCUACAAAGCUGUGCCGACUGUCCAAUGAGACUGGGAAAAUGUUUUGUAAAUAGAAAAGACGAGUUUCAGAGGUACAGUAUUUACUGUAUGAACAAGCCCCGCUCGGAGGAACUGCGGACCCAGGUUGGCGACCACAACCCAUUCUUCAAGGAGUGUCAGAGGAAACUAGGCCACAAACUUCCCCUGGGGGCGUACCUCCUGAAACCUGUUCAGAGGAUUACAAAGUACCAGCUGCUUUUGAAGGAGAUGCUGAAAUAUGCGGGCGACAACAAGACUUGUCGAGACCAGCUGGAGGAAUCCCUCAACACGAUGUUGGAGGUAGCGCGUAUUGUCAACAACAGCAUGUACCAGGUCGCCAUCCAAGGAUUCCCUGGCAACUUAAGUGACCUAGGUAAGCUGUUGAUGCAGGGCAGUUUUAACGUAUCGACAGAACACAAGCACGAGAAGAUACGUGACAUCCGCUUCAAGCCAAUGCAUCGACACUUGUUCCUCUACGAGAAGGCGAUCCUCAUGUGUAAACGUAAGGAGGAUACGAACAAUGAGGGACGCGAUGGGUACAGCUACAAAAACAUGCUACGGUGUAACCAAGUUGGAUUGACGGAGAAUAUAAAGGGAGACAAGCGCAAGUUUGAGCUCUGGCUGCGAGGCCGAGAGGAAGUUUAUAUUGUGACGUCCCCCAGUCUUGAAGUGAAAGAUUUUUGGGUGAAAGAAAUCAAAAAGGUCCUAAUGGGACAGUUUGACGAAAUCAAAUUGACUAGGUUGAACCUGGGCGACAACUCUCCGGAGGAUUUGACAAGAUCCGGUAGCGACAGCGGCAUGGAGAGUUGGCGGCACCGACAAGGAUCAGGCAACAACAACAGCUCUACACUUCCACAGGGUCUGGCGAUGUUGUCCCCGGAAACGCCUCCAGACACGAGGGAGAGAAGUGAACGCUGGUCUGACGUCUCUUACACAGAUUCUGAGCCCGAAGUGGAAACAAAAAAAGGGCAACACACUUCACCACUUGAGCCUGCAUAUUUGCAGCAGUUUAUCGCAAUAGCGGACUACGCCCCAGUGGAUGAUGUUGAGAUGGCGCUGCGGGAGGGGGAUCGUGUGGAGAUUCUCCGCACGGGAUCUACGGGAUGGUGGCUGGCACAUCACAUGGACACCAACGAGGAGGGCUGGGUCCCUUCAACGUUUCUGGAUCCCCUACCUAACACCGGACCUCGGUCAUUGGCCUCCCUCUCCAGCAUAGGUUCCGGGAGUCAGCCAGACCAGACAAGCCACUCAAGUGUGACUAGUGGUUACAGCGCAACCAGUCCAGUAGAUGAAACCACCAUAUGAGUCUUAAACCAGUCUGUCACAUCCAACACAACCAGUCAAGUAGAUGAAAACACCAUACGAGUCUUAAAACAGUCUUGAAUGCACAACAUGACCAGUCUAGUAGAUAUGUUUGUUCAACCAGUCUGGAAUUACCAACUUAUACAGAGUAACAAUUAUUGAUUUAUUCUGAAUAUGCCAUCAAAACAUAUGAGGAACUUUUUGAUUGGCCGAUCAUAAGAAUAUGCUUCUUAUGAAAGGGCUUUCAAUGUCAUCGUGGUUUUUAAAGAUAGUUAUAAUGAUAGAGCCUGUUAGUUUUCAUCACUAUAGCAAGAGAUCUGUUCUUAAUAACAGUAAUAAGUUAAUUGCAUUUGAAGUAAGUUGUUGUUUUUAAAGUUUGAAAUAGAUUCUAUUGAGAUAUUUUUCAAACAAAUUAAGUGUGUUGAUUUAAUAUUAUUAUGUAAACUGUGCAAUAUGUUAAAUACAGUCAGAUGUAUAUAUGUAUUACAUUUGAUAAGUGUAUUGGAGCAAGUUUGUUCAUCUUAAUAGGCUGUAAAUAAAUCAGUAUUGCGCCAAUUCUCACAUUGAUUUACAUGUCUGACAGAACUUAGAUAUUGAGUUGCCUUGCCUGUGGAUUGGAGCGUUGUUGUUGUUGUUUUUGUUGAAAUGAAUACAAAAUGUGAUGUCAAACUGACAACUAGAAUGUAUAUAAGUAGCAAUUUAUCUAUCUGUGUUAGAAUAAUCUUCAAAAUGUUGAUACAAUGUAUUGAUGUUUCAUGUAUACAAAUACUGCCCAAAUGUGGAUAGAAGUCCCUGGAUGCAAUAUCUUAUCAUUAGUAACAUGUUAUUACUUAUAAAGCCACCUGUACAUAGAAUAUUAUGUUUUAUAUUUAGUGUUACAAUAUAUUAGCUCAGUUGUUGUGGUUCACUAGUCAAUAUGCUAUGUUGUAAAGUUGUCAUAAAUGGGACUCCAAAGUGUGUACAUCAUGAUCCUAACACAGGCACUUUUCAUGGGAAGUUUCUGAAGUUUUUCAUCCUUUCAAUUACCUACCAACCAUAUUUACUUAAUUGAGGAACUUUCUGAUGCUAUAUGGCAAAUUUGGGGGUCUGAUUAUAACAGGAUCUGUUUUUCUUUCUGCGGUGCAUUUAAAAUGUUGUAUUAAUGAUUAUGGUCUGGUAUUCAUUUAUUUUUUGGAAAUGUUAUUAGAUGGAAUAGUGCUGUUGAAGCAGAUGUUGUUACCACUGGCAAAACUUUAUGUUUAUACAGUCGAAACCUGUUUUGCUUGAUACCACACGGCUCGAUUUCCUUGUUGGCUCAAACUUUAUGUAAAGGAACAAAUUAUUUUAACUCUAUGUAUGAGCAUUCCAGCUUGACUCUGUAUUUGCAAGGCUCGAAGUAUUCUUGCUGGUCCUGGAAAUAUAGAGCUGACUUGUUUCUGCUGUAUGUAACACUUUCUGUAGAAUGAAAACUGUAAAUCAUAAGUGCUUUACAGUUAUUAAAAAAUGUAUUUAAAAUUUUCUGAAAUUGUUCAUCAUUCAUUUUGGUUGUGUGCUGAGACUUUAAAUACAAAUAUAGUUUCAGUUUAAACUCACAUAAAUAUAAAGAUGUUUUUGAGAUGCAUCUUAAGAUGAACAUGUAGAGUUACUAUACUUGGGUUGCCAGCGACAAUGAGCUGUGGAGGUAUUCACAUUAAUCAUGAAACCAAUUACGAAAACCAUGAGACACAUUACAAAACAGUUUUAUAACAAUGUGUAAAUUAAAAAAAUAACCUUUUCAAAGAAAAAUAUGUAAAAACAACUUAGAUUGCCUGGUUAUGAGGCAUGGAACUUAGCAAGGUGAAAUUGUCAAUUUUACCUCGACAAAACUCAUUUUCGCUGGCAGCACCACAUAUGUCUAUAAGUGGAAUUGUUUUCCAAUGGAGUUACCUAUACGUGUUGUGUUUCUCUGUUGAAUUGUUGAAACUCCGCAGCUAAUAUUUAAGAAGUGUGGUUGUUAAAAUUGUUGAUUUUUCAAAGUUUAGAUACGUGAUCAUUCCAUUUUUCCGGAUUCCAUUGUAAAGUGAUACAUUCUAAGAUUAUUUUUUAUCUCGGUUAAACUGUGACCAUAGGUGACGGUAUCAACCUGGCCCCAAUAUCUCAAUGUGACCAUAGGUGACGGUAUCAACCUGGCCCCAAUAUCUCACUGUGACCUAGGUGACAGUAUCAACCUGGCCCCCAAUAUCUCACUGUGACCAUAGGUGACGGUAUCAACCUGGCCCCAAUAUCUCACUGUGACCAUAGGUGAUGGUAUCAACCUGGCCCCCAAUAUCUCACUGUGACCAUAGGUGACGGUAUCAACCUGGCCCCCAAUAUCUCACUGUGACCAUAGGUGACGGUAUCAACCUGGCCCCAAUAUCUCACUGUGACCAUAGGUGACAGUAUCAACCUGGCCCCAAUAUCUCACUGUGACCAUAGGUGACAGUAUCAACCUGGCCCCAAUAUCUCACUGUGACCUAGGUGACGGUAUCAACCUGGCCCCAAUAUCUCACUGUGACCAUAGGUGACAGUAUCAACCUGGCCCCCAAUAUCUCACUGUGACCAUAGGUGACGGUAUCAACCUGGCCCCAAUAUCUCACUGUGACCAUAGGUGACGGUAUCAACCUGGCCCCAAUAUCUCACUGUGACCAUAGGUGACGGUAUCAACCUGGCCCCAAUAUCUCACUGUGACCAUAGGUGACGGUAUCAACCUGGCCCCAAUAUCUCACUGUGACCAUAGGUGACGGUAUCAACCUGGCCCCCAAUAUCUCACUGUGACCAUAGGUGACGGUAUCAACCUGGCCCCAAUAUCUCACUGUGACCAUAGGUGACGGUAUCAACCUGGCCCCCAAUAUCUCACUGUGACCAUAGGUGACGGUAUCAACCUGGCCCCAAUAUCUCACUGUGACCAUAGGUGACGGUAUCAACCUGGCCCCCAAUAUCUCACUGUGACCAUAGGUGACGGUAUCAACCUGGCCCCAAUAUCUCACUGUGACCAUAGGUGACGGUAUCAACCUGGCCCCAAUAUCUCACUGUGACAUAGGUGACGGUAUCAACCUGGCCCCCAAUAUCUCACUGUGACCAUAGGUGACGGUAUCAACCUGGCCCCAAUAUCUCACUGUGACAUAGGUGACGGUAUCAACCUGGCCCCAAUAUCUCAACCCAGGUUAACUCCCUUAUAACAGGAUCAACCUAACCUUACUUUUUCGGUUUGGUACAAAUUGUGUACUUUUCUCAUUUAAAGGAGUUUUGAGACUUUUUAUUAGUUUUAAAGGAGAGUAUUUUUUGUCACAUAAAAUCAAAUAUUAUCAAGGAAUUUUGCUAACUUAAAUAAGAUAUUUAAAUCUGUUAUGCUUAAGAUGCUCUGAGACAAUGGGGCCAGGGAAAAGGAAAAAUGCUGUUUUGCUUUUUAUGUGCUUCUGUUAAGGAUUGAAGGGCUUUAGUGAUACAAAUUAUAGUUAUCUGUUAGUAAGAUAAACAUAUUUUUACAAUUCCUUGAAAAAAUUGAUGAUUGAUAUAUUAUGUUGCCAAUCAGAAAUGAAAUCACACUGGGACCUUUCUUUGCAUCAAUUCAUUUAAGUAUGUUUCCAAGUUAGAAUGUACCUUGGAUAUACUGUGUCAGGUCAGAUUUUUGAUCAUUUGUCAGUUUCAAAGCAUGACAUGUGAAAGAUUUUAACAUGCAACAUAAUUGUUUUAACAUUCAUAUUUAGGUUAAAACAUUCAUUCACACUGCAUAUGUGAUUGUAUGAUUUACUUUUGGGCUGCAUACAAUGUAAUUCAUACUUCCUGGCAUUUUUAUUUCCCUUAUACAAAAUCGAUUUGGUUAAUGUAACAACUGUAGUCAAAGCUUGAUACUUGAUAUUUAAAGGUACAUUUAUUACCAUGGUGUAGCAAAUAUCAUUGUCCCAUAGAUUUAUUUCAGUAUAAAAUGCACAUACCAGUAAAAUACAGUAUGGUAAUAAGAACAACAUGUUGCAUAAAUAAACUAAUGUUUAAAUAAAUGUCUACAAAAAGUCUCAACCCUGCACUGACAGGGUUCCCGGUCCUACAACCUUGCCCUGACAGGGUUCCCGGUCCCCCAACCCUUCACUGACAGGUUUCCCGGUCCCCCAACCCUUCACUGACAGGGUUCCCGGUCUUCCAACCCUGCACUGACAGGUUUCCCGGUCCUACAACCUUGCACUGACAGGGUUCCCGGUCCUACAACCUUGCACUGACAGGGUUCCCGGUCUUCCAACCCUGCACUGACAGGGUUCCCGGUCCUCCAACCCUGCACUGACAGGGUUCCAGGUCCUCCAACCCUGCACUGACAGGGUUCCCGGUCCUCCAACCCUGCACUGACAGGGUUCCCGGUCCUACAACCUUGCACUGACAGGGUUCCCGGUCUUCCAACCCUGCACUGACAGGGUUCCCGGUCCUCCAACCCUGCACUGACAGGGUUCCAGGUCCUCCAACCCUGCACUGACAGGGUUCCCGGUCCUCCAACCCUGCACUGACAGGGUUCCCGGUCCUCCAACCCUGCACUGACAGGGUUCCCGGUCAUUGACAGGGUUUCCGGUCCUCCUGGGUAUUCAAAAGUUGUCACCACUUUUCACAGAAAAAACACAAUUUGAAUUGUUACAUAAAUUGUUACUUAUUUUUUACAAAAUAUUUAAGACAACAGUGAUGUUUAUGGGGUAAAAUACACAACAUUUUUUUUAUUUUAAAUAAAUUUACAAUACAUGAUGAAGAUUGGCAGUGUUUGAAUCUCAAGUUUGAACUUCGUUUGUUAACAUGCAUGUAGUCCCUGGAAAUCUGCAGAAUGUAUGGCCGCUGGUGGUUGUGAUACUAGAUUGUUUUUGUUAUUGUGAUUUUGUUAUUUAUCUCACACUUUUAUGCUUUGUAUUUAUUUAUUGAGUCUUAACAAGCAAGCAAAAUUAAAAUCAUGCAAACCUU